Molecule: messenger RNA, 633 nt
Organism: Prunus armeniaca (apricot)
Lineage: Eukaryota; Viridiplantae; Streptophyta; Magnoliopsida; Rosales; Rosaceae
Source: the annotation of a GenBank genome assembly
AUGGACCACAGGAGGCAAUCCAAGGAUUCUCUCUCAUACUCUAACCUCUUCAAUCUUGAGUCUUUGAUGAACUUUCAAGUUCCACAACCAGAUGACGAUUUUGAUUAUUAUGGCAAUAGUAGUCAGGAUGAGAGCAGAGGUAGCCAAGGUGGAGCCACUGGUAAUGGGCUAAUGCCUGACAGAGAAUUGAAUUCAGUGAAGAAAAGAAGGCGAUCUCAAAAUAGUGACUACGAGGACGAGGACAGUUAUUACCGGACACACAUUACAGAAGAAAGGUAUCGAUCAAUGCUUGGAGAACACAUUCAGAAGUAUAAAAGGAGGUUCAAGGAUUCCUCGUCAAGUCCUGCACCAACACAGAUGGGGAUUCCAGUUCCAAAGGGAAAUAAGGGUUUAAAAUCCAGGAAACUGGCCAAUGAGCAACGAGGAGGGUUUUAUGAUAUGGAAACCACAUCAGAGUGGCUCAAUGAUUCUAAUACUCAGAAGCCAGGGAACCACCAUGACGCAGAUUUUGCACCACAAAGUGGCACCAAUAGGUUUGCUUUCACCUCUGAUUUCCUUUUGAUCAUGGCUAUUUUCAACCUAAGCAUUUAUUUGAUUAUAUUUCCUUUUGAUCAUGGGCUAUUUUCAACCUAA